Haemonchus placei is the source of this 1020-nucleotide messenger RNA. NCBI's taxonomy places the organism in Eukaryota, Metazoa, Nematoda, Chromadorea, Rhabditida, Trichostrongylidae. The record is from the annotation of a GenBank genome assembly.
AUGAGUCAGCGUAAUGAAGAUGAACAGCUUAAGCCUCUUGAUAAUCCGGCCGAUGGAAACAAUACCGCUACGGAAGAAAAGCCUCCACAACAAACACAAGGAUUUGAAGGUUUCACAUAUAAUGAAGACGUUUUAAAGUUUGAAUUACCGCCUUUGCCUGAUCCAUUGCCGAAAUGUAAAGCUGCUUUAGAGAAGUUUGUAGUUCCAAAAGAGUCUGAUCUGGUCCGACGAUCUUUUAUGCCUCUACGGACUCAUCCAGAUCAUUUCAUAGAGGUCUAUUUCGAGAAUGUCACAGAAACUGGCAAAUCACGAUUGCCCUGGGAACUUGUACGACCUGCAUUUUUGUGGAAAGUCAAGCAAUCAUUAGUUUUGAAUGUUUACAUAGUUCAAACAGGAGAGAAAAUAGAAUUCAAAUUUCAUGUAUGGAUGAAAUGGUCCGGUGGCAUCGUCAANCCUGAUUCGGUUGACAUGAGUGAAGGCUCUGAGAACAAACGAAUGUACGACUUUAUCUUGGAGAAAGCUGCCAAAUUCGAAGCUGCACCAUUCACUUGGCAGAGAAUAUGUGAACUGCUAAAUUCUCCGUCUCGGCAUUAUCGAAAAGCCGAUAAAUACUUUCGAGCGUUGGACAAAACAAUCAAUGUGGUGACUACCGUGUCGGAGGAUGGAAGGCGAAUGACUGGCAAUCCUCAAUAUGUCUCAGAAGCUCCGGACGUUUAUAGUAUAGAGCAGCUGUUUUUUGGGGACGAGCGCCCUGACUGCGAUUUCUGGGAUCCAGAUUUCGCCUACAAUGCGGUAUGUGUCCUAUAUCUAUUGUUAGAAUGGGAUGGGUACGUCAAUUGGAUGGGCGGCGAUCUUGGCAACCCAGGGAAUGAGGAAAAGGAAACAAUACCAGGGUGUAGGGUUAAAUUCAGUGGAAAGCCUGAAGACCUGAGUCCUCAAUGGUAUGCCCUCCCAAAGCAGUUCAGUACGGCUUUCUGUUGGAACUUUUUCAUCUUGUGCUUCUCCAGUUCACAAAUGUGA